This is a messenger RNA of Perca fluviatilis (European perch), 1410 nucleotides long. It is a transcript of the gene gale, whose product is annotated as UDP-galactose-4-epimerase. Gene Ontology annotation, biological process: beta-D-galactose catabolic process via UDP-galactose, Leloir pathway. Gene Ontology annotation, molecular function: UDP-glucose 4-epimerase activity. Lineage: Eukaryota; Metazoa; Chordata; Actinopteri; Perciformes; Percidae. The transcript is spliced from 11 exons. The coding region runs from base 184 to 1236 and encodes 350 amino acids. Gene Ontology annotation, cellular component: cytosol. The record is from RefSeq and is a predicted model, not a curated record.
GUUCCACGUUUCACAGGAAGUAAAGAAAUAUGGAGAGAGGCGAACUCUCACUAAAACAAUUGACAGAUAAAACGUAAGUCUGUCUUCACACAUACUUUCUUUCUUGCUUCUUCUAACCAGUUUUAUCAAGAGACUGUGCCGGGAACGACAAUUUACAUUCUUAUCGGGAAAUUUAGUGAGAAAAUGGCAGAGAAGGUGCUGGUCACAGGUGGAGGAGGCUACAUUGGGAGUCACUGUGUGCUGGAGCUCAUUGAAGCAGGUUACAAGCCAGUCGUGGUAGACAACUUCAGUAACGCUGUAAGAGGAGAAGGAGAUGUGCCAGAGAGCAUACGUAGGAUAGAGAAACUCCUCGACACCAGCAUUGAAUUCCAUGAACUAGAUCUUUUGGACCAACCUGGCUUGGAAAAACUCUUCAAAAAGCAUUCUUUUAUUGCGGUGAUGCACUUUGCUGGUCUGAAGGCUGUUGGGGAGUCAGUGGAGCAGCCGUUGCGCUACUACAGAGUCAACCUCACCGCCUCCAUGAACCUGCUUGAGGUGAUGCAGGCUCACAAGGUGCACAAUCUGGUCUUCAGCAGCUCGGCAACGGUGUACGGAGACCCUCAGCUCCUUCCCAUCGACGAGAAGCACCCCGUGGGCGGCUGCACUAACCCCUACGGCCAGAGCAAGUACUUCAUUGAGGAGAUGAUCAGCGACCACUGUAAAGCUGAGAAGGACUGGAAUGCAGUGCUGCUGCGAUAUUUCAACCCAAUUGGGGCUCAUUCCUCUGGACUUAUAGGAGAGGACCCUCAGGGUAUCCCCAACAACCUGCUGCCAUAUGUUGCCCAGGUGGCCAUUGGGAGAAGAAAGUGCCUCAGUGUAUUUGGGAAUGACUAUGACACACUUGAUGGGACAGGUGUGCGAGAUUAUAUCCAUGUCGUAGAUCUGGCAAAAGGACACAUAGCAGCUGUGAAGAAGCUGAAGGACAACUGCGGCUGCAAGGUUUACAACCUGGGAACAGGGACAGGCUACUCUGUGCUCCAGAUGGUGAAAGCCAUGGAGAAGGCAUCAGGGAGAGAGAUCGCAUACAAAGUCGCCCCACGUAGGGGAGGAGACAUAGCAUCCUGCUACGCUGACCCUCGUCUAGCCGAGAAGGAGCUGGGCUGGAAGGCUGAAUUUAACCUGGAAAGAAUGUGUGAGGAUCUGUGGCGCUGGCAGUCCAUGAAUCCCACCGGAUUUUCCAAAGACACAGCCUCUUGAUGCAACUCCAGCCUUUUGUUGUUGUUAAAUCUUCUUCUAAAUCACCGGGCCAAAGGGAACAAUCAACUUCCUCAUUUUUGCAUUUCAUAUUAACACAUGAUUGAGCUGAAUGCUUUAUGUUUUGUCUUGUUUCAUAUUAUAUUUGUUCUUUAUUAAGGGUUAUCUUAUUUACUG